Molecule: messenger RNA, 1254 nt
Organism: Panonychus citri (citrus red mite)
Lineage: Eukaryota; Metazoa; Arthropoda; Arachnida; Trombidiformes; Tetranychidae
Exons: 4
Coding region: 320-793 (157 amino acids)
Source: RefSeq, a predicted model, not a curated record
GAAAAUGCGAUAAUUUCCAAUUCAAAGGUUUAUAUUGGUCAACCAGAUCUUAAUCGUAUCAUUGUUUUCCAUACGCAACAAUUAAACGUUGUCCAUGUUAUUGGAACUGACCCAAGACCUAAUCAUCUUUGGCUGGUUCGAGGAGAAGUUGAAGAUCGCAUUUGGAUUCUUAAUUCUGGAACAGACGAUUUAAUCGGAGGUAAAAUUAUUAAUUCUGAACCUGAAAACUUUGGCUGGGAUUCAAUCUCUCGAGAUCAACAACGACACAAUAGGAAAACUGUCUAAAUAAUCCGAAUAACCCAAUCAGGCCGAAAUCAUAAUGUUAUCCAUCUUCAACCGAUUGAUGGUCAUUUUGAUUUAUAAUCUUUUCAACCAAUUCUUGGUCAACAUAUUCCACAAUUCAUCAAGUACUAGUCCAGUAUCAACAACAAUUAUUGUCCAAAAAGUAACAUCAAGUGGUCUAGAGUUUCUCUACGAUGUUCGAACUACUCUUUCAAUCGUAAAUUGCGAUUUCGUUUGGAAGAAUGGAAACUAUGACGCUCUUCUAGCAUCAGGAACAAUUAAUCGUGAAGAUUUACUCUAUUUAUCUCUAAUUGAUGGAAGAGUUGAAUUAAUCAGUGGUAUCGGUCGUCCUUCUAAAGGAUCACAUAGAUCAAUGGCCGUUUCCAGAAUAUCAUCAAUCGGAGCAAUAACAUCAUCGGAAAGUGUAUUUGUCGUCGAUCUAAAUAGUAACAUGGUCCAAUGUGAGACUCAAGAACAUCGUCAAGAACCAUCGGUUAUAUUGUGGACUUAAAAGUCACAAUUAACAAACGUCCAAAAAUUUUAAUUUCUCAAUUAGUAAACAAUUUAUUAACCAAUUGCGGUAUAACCCUGACGAGGAAAAGUGAUUAACAAUAACAGUGGUAUAAGGUUAGGAUUGAAAUCUCCUGAAAUGAAUGAUAAUCAAGUUUUACAAAACAAUUAAUCAUCUGAGUAACUUUGAUACUUUCUAAUCGUUCAUUGAACAUAUAUAAUAAGUGUUUAAUUUAAUUUAAUCACAAUGAUAAUAAUAUUAAUUUAGUAAUAACUGAUUCCAAUAUUUAAAAUUGUGAUUCAGCAAUCAAAUUGUGGUCAAUGUUUUUAGUUUAAUUGCUUUACAUCUUAAGGAUGAUCAAUCAAUUGAUUGGGGAACAUUAAAAUUGUAUAUUUUUAAUUCAAUCUGAACAGGUAACAAAUGUGAGUAAGACAAUUUAAAAUUAAUCAUGUUAAUCACCA